Messenger RNA from Cucumis sativus (cucumber), 1466 nucleotides. Its product is annotated as legumin J. Lineage: Eukaryota; Viridiplantae; Streptophyta; Magnoliopsida; Cucurbitales; Cucurbitaceae. The transcript has 3 exons. The record is from RefSeq and is a predicted model, not a curated record. The coding region runs from base 260 to 1282 and encodes 340 amino acids.
AUUUUAAUUGGGAUUCUCUACCAAGAUCAACCCUAUGAAUUUUUCAUUUUAUAAUAGGGUGUUGUAUUCUUGCCUCGUGGGAUGUGAAAAUGCUUUAAAUAUUAUCUCAUGUGCGAUAAAAAUAUCAAAUUAAAAAAAAAAAAUCUCUUUAAGUACCAAAGUUCAAGUAAAAAAAGAAAAGAAGAAGAAGGCAGUUGUUGAACAACUUUAAUUAUUUGUCCAUUAUUAUUAUUAUUACUCUUCUAAGAUCCAUCAAACAAUGGAGGCAAUGAAUCCCAAGCCUUUCUUUGAGGGAGAAGGUGGUUCAUAUCACAAAUGGCUGCCUUCUGACUAUCCCUUGCUGGCUCAGACUAACGUGGCCGGCGGCCGCCUUCUCCUCCGCCCUCGAGGCUUCGCUGUUCCUCACUAUUCUGAUUGCUCUAAAUUUGGCUAUGUUCUUCAAGGUGAGGAUGGAGUUACAGGAUUCGUGUUUCCAAAAAAAUGCAACGAGGUGGUAAUAAAGCUAAAGAAAGGAGAUCUGAUCCCAGUGCCAGCUGGAGUCACGUCGUGGUGGUUCAAUGACGGAGACUCUGAUUUGGAAAUCAUCUUUUUGGGUGAAACCAAAAGGGCUCAUGUCCCCGGUGACAUUACAUAUUUCAUUCUCUCUGGCCCUCGCGGUCUCCUACAAGGCUUCACGCCAGAGUAUGUCCAAAAAAGUUGCUCUCUAAACCAGGAAGAAACAAACACAUUCCUCAAAAGCCAACCCAAUGUCCUAAUCUUUACCGUUCAACCAUCCCAAUCCCUCCCCAAACCCCACAAAUAUAGCAAACUAGUUUACAACAUUGAUGCAGCCGCACCGGACAACAGAGCCAAAGUUGGCGACGCUGCCGUUACAAUGGUGACGGAAUCCACAUUUCCAUUCAUUGGUCAAACUGGGUUGACGCCAGUUCUCGAAAAGCUCGACGCCAAUGCCAUCCGUUCCCCAGUCUACAUUGCUGAGCCGUCCGACCAACUGAUCUACGUGACUAAAGGAUCCGGGAAGAUUCAGGUCGUCGGAUUUUCGAGUAAAUUUGAUGCAGAUGUGAAAACAGGUCAGCUGAUUUUGGUCCCUCGAUACUUCGCCGUCGGGAAAAUCGCCGGAGAAGAAGGCUUGGAGUGCAUUUCCAUGAUUGUAGCAACACAUCCUAUGGUGGAAGAAUUGGCCGGAAAGACAUCUGUUUUGGAGGCAUUGUCGUCGGAGGUUUUUCAAGUUUCUUUCAAUGUCACGGCGGAGUUUGAGAAGCUCUUUAGGUCAAAGGUUUAACAAAGGCUUGGCUUUUAAUUAGAUGAAUAAAGACAAUAAUGAUUGAUUAUUAUUAUUAUUAUUAUUAUUAUUAUUAUUAUUAUCUUGUUUUCGAAGGAAGAGACAAUGGUAGAUUAUUGUAUUAUUAUCAUCUCAUCAUGAUUUGAUUUGAUUUUUGUUGGCAACAUGACUGUAUUUUAUUUCA